Messenger RNA from Dermochelys coriacea (leatherback sea turtle), 1029 nucleotides. It is a transcript of the gene CALHM3, whose product is annotated as calcium homeostasis modulator 3. The record is from RefSeq and is a predicted model, not a curated record. Gene Ontology annotation, molecular function: monoatomic cation channel activity. Lineage: Eukaryota; Metazoa; Chordata; Testudines; Dermochelyidae.
AUGGAUCGGUUCCGGAUGAACUUCCAAUACUUCCAGUCCAAUUCUGAGCUGGUGAUGAAUGGGAUCUGUGGGUUGCUAGCCCUGGCUAGCGUGAAGAUGUCUACCUCCUUUGACUUUAACUGUCCCUGCCUGCCCAAGUACAACAUGACUUAUGGUUUGGGAAUCAUGUUUCUGCCCCCGAUGGCCCUCUUUCUCUGUGGUCUCAUUCUCAACAGACAGUCUCUGGUGAUGCUGGAGGAGUGGAAAAGACCUACUGGGGGCAGAAAGAAGAAUCUGGCCAUCAUCAGAUAUAUGUGAUCCUCCAUCAUGCAGCGAGCCAUGAUUGCUCCCAUCAUCUGGAUCAUCGUCACCCUCCUCGAUGGGAAAUACUUUGUCUGUGCUUUCAGUGGCUCCAUCAACCCUGAAAAGUGUGGGUUUGCCAUCAUCACCCCUACCCAGAUGCAGCUCUUGCUCUCCAAAGUGCCCUGCAAAGAUGAAGAGCUCAUGAAGAACAACCCUGCCCAGAAGGCGGUCUCCAGAUACCUGAAAUGCUGGUCACAAGCCCUUGGCUGGAAUGUUUUGCUGAUCCUUAUCAUGGUAGCCUUCCGUGCCCUGUCCCUCAGACCCUGCUUCAACCAGGCUGCCUUCCUGCAGACGCACUACUGGAGCAACUACAUUGACAUCGAGCAAAAGAUCUUCGACGAAACCUUCUGCGAGCACGCCCAGGACUUUGCCCACAAGUGCAUCCUCCACUUCUUUGAAAGCAUGCAGGAGGAAAUCAAACUGUGGUGUUUCAAUGUAACUGGGGAGGAAGCCGAGGGGGGAGAAGGGGAAGAAGAUCACCUGCGGGGAAUCACAGACCAGGAGCAGAUGAACGAGCUCCUGAAAUCAUGGUACUACAGCAAGCCCCACCCGCCGGAUGUGAGCCAGGCAACCCAGCAGCAGCAGUCUGUGGGCAGGGAGAGACUGUCCUUGCCCUGGGCAGAUAGCUUGAGUAAUGAGGGGAAUGCACCGCAAAAGGCCAAAACCUCCAGACAAACUAAGGUUUAA